Plasmodium malariae is the source of this 3846-nucleotide messenger RNA. RefSeq names its product replication factor c protein, putative. Gene Ontology annotation, molecular function: ATP hydrolysis activity; DNA binding; ATP binding. The transcript has a single exon. The coding region runs from base 1 to 3846 and encodes 1281 amino acids. The record is from RefSeq and is a predicted model, not a curated record. Gene Ontology annotation, cellular component: nucleus. Lineage: Eukaryota; Apicomplexa; Aconoidasida; Haemosporida; Plasmodiidae.
AUGAAUCUCGAUCUGAACUAUCUGAACGACUUAGAAGGAAUAGACAAUAUUUUGAUUGAGGAGAUAGAAAAAGAAAAAGAUAAAGUAAACAGAGGAGAUAAAAGAAAAUUCGAUAUAUACGAUGAAUACGAAUUACUGUUAAAUAAAAAGAAAAAGAAGAAAAAAGGAAAUAUAAAUAACAGUGAGAUAAUAAAAAAAGGUACUGAUGUAAAUAAUACAGAACAGAGUGCAAGUAGCAACUGCUUAUAUGAUAGGGUAUUUAAUAACUACUACAUUUUUAAUGAUUAUAAUUUUUUAAAAGAGUACGUGUACAGAAAUAAUUUAAGGAGUGAUGAUAUAUUUUUUAAAAAAGAACAAAUAGAUAUAAAGAAUAAAAGGGAAGUAAAGAAAAUGCUAAUGUCCAAUGAAGAUAUAGAUGAAUACAUAAAAAUUUACGACGCGAAUAAUAUGUACCCCCCUAUGUAUGUGAAAAAAAGGAUAGAGGAAAAUGGUAGAGGUAAAGCAAAAGUAGAGGCCGAGGUGGAAAAGACAAAUGAACAAUCAACAAAGGAACAAGUUAGACAAAAUGAUGAAACCAUGUUUUUCAAACAUGGAAUACUAAGAGGAAACAAUAAAGAAUUUAGAAAAAUGAUUGAAAGGGUACUGUUAGAAAUUAAAGAAGAGGAAAAUGUAAAAGCGGAAAGGAAAAAAAGGGAUGAGCAAUACAAGCAACGGAACAAUGACGGAGGGGAGGGAUCAAUUAAUCCCUUUGUCCAGGUAGAACAGGAUAGAAGCUCAGAAGCAGCAAAAUUAGAGGGAGAGCAGGGGGUAAACGGAAAACGCGUAAAUGUGGUCUAUAAACGUGCGCAUGGAGUCGAUAAAUGUACCAAUUUUGUUGAAAAAUACAGGGCAAGGUUCUUCUCUGAGUUGUUGACAGAGGAAUCCAUCAAUAGAGAAGUGCUCCUAUGGCUAAAGCAGUGGAGUGAUAGAAUAAAAAAAGAAAGAAAUAUGAGCAGUCAGAAUAAUGAAAUAAAAGAGGAGAGUGAAAAGAAAAAUAUGGAUUUUCACAGAAUAUUAUUACUAGGUGGGUCCGCUGGAAAAGGCAAAACAACAUUAGCAUAUGUCAUAUCAAAUCAUUUUAAAUUCAACAUCAUCGAAAUAAAUGGUAGUGAUGAUAGAAACAAAGAAACACUUAUUCCAUUUAUAGAAUCAAUUGUGUGUAACAAUUCAAUUGGAGGAAAUCCUAAUAUCUGUAUUAUUGAUGAAAUAGAUGGGUUGUCUAGUACAUACCAGAAUAUAGAUAGCAUAAUGAAAUUUUUAAAUAAAAAAGAUAAAAAAAAUAGGAGCAUUAUUAGAAGACCAAUUAUAUGUAUUUGUAACGAUAUAUAUCAUAAAAGUUUAAAGGAACUUCGAAAAAUUAGCAAAGUUGUUAUUGUAGAGAAUUUAAAUAUAGAGAUGUUGAAAAGUAGAAUUACUCAUAUUUGUGAUAAAGAAUAUAUUAAAAUAAGUAAUGAAGCGGUUAAUAAGCUAAUUGAUAUAUACAAAGGGGAUAUAAGGGCAAUUCUGAAUACCAUUUAUUUUCUUAGCAUAGGUUCUAGAAACAUGUCUGCCGACAGUUACAGCGGUGAAACGUCCAGAGCGCCGUGCGCUUCUAUACAUAGGGGGGAACCCAGUGCUACAAAAAAAUAUGUUCGUGAUAGUAAUGAAAAUAAUAUUAGCGGUAAUAUUAGCGGUGAUAUUAGCGGUAAUAUUAGCGGUAUCGCUAGUGGUAAUGCUAGUGGCAAUGUUAGCGGCAGUGUUAGAGGCAAUAUUAGUGGUAGUAAUAAUAGGAGCAACUCCUCAGACGCACGCAACCACCAAUCUAACUUGUCAAGCGGAAGGGGGGCCUUUGCCUACACUGAUGACUACGAUAGGUACCAUCGCGAAAUGGAUGGAGAGGAGGAAAACCGCGUGAAGAAAAGGGGAAAGAACAAAGUAGUGAGCAUAAGCUUAGAGCUUCUUAACUCAUAUUUGUUUUAUAAAGACGCGAAUAAUAAUUACAUUGAAUUGUUGAACAUGAUAUAUGUAAAAAAUAAAAACAAAAAAAUUAUAAGUAAAUUACUAAAAGAUUGUCAUAAUUUUUUUUAUAUUAAUCUAGCGAAUGAAUAUAAUUAUGUACAAACAUAUUAUUACAUAUAUGAUAAUCUGUUAAAUAUUCCUUUUAAUGAUUAUGAUUUUUGUAAAUUAAGUUACUGCCUUGAUUUCUUAUCUUUCUGUGAUAAUAUGGAAUAUAAACAGAAACAAGUUCUCAAUUAUUCUAUGCAAAAAACUCUUUAUUUUGUAGUUUUUUUAUUUAUAAUUAUUAUAAAUUUAAAUACGAAUUCACAUAUCCAUUAUGUGUUAAUACAUAACAGUCAUAGUAAUUAUUAUAGGAAAAGACAAAUGGAUGUCAAACAGAUGAAAGAGAAUUUUAUUAAUGAAAAGUUUGCAGUCAUCACUUAUAAAUAUGUAUAUUCAAAGCAUUUUUAUUAUGAAAUUUUAAAUUAUAUUUUUUCUUUUUUUUACAUGAAUGAUUUUUUUUUUAAAAAUGUACAUCUAUGGGGAAAGCAGAGUUAUUAUAGAGAUCUUAAUCUACCCAAAUAUAUUUUGGUCCCAUAUGAAUAUAAAGAUAAAGAUGCCAAUAAGUUAAAACUAUUUUGUGUUAAAAUUUUAUACAUGAUGACAUUGUUUAAUAUAUCCUUUACGAGUUUAUCUCUUUCGUCUAGUAUGGCACCUUACUAUGGUACCUCCUAUCCCUCAAGAAGUUCUGUUCAAGGUGCAUACCACAGUAGAAGCAGCUUGAAUAGUGGGAGUAACGCGAACAGUGGGAAUAAUAUAAAUAAUGGGAGUAGUGCAAAUAAUGGGAGUAGUGCAAACAAUAGGAGUAAUACAAAUAAUGGGAGUAAUGCAAACAUUGGGAAUAAUGCAAACAUUGGGAAUAAUGCAAACAUUGGGAAUAAUGCAAACAUUGGGAGUAAUGCAAACAUUGGGAGUAAUGCAAACAUUGGGAAUAAUGCAAACAUUGGGAGGAAUGCAAAUAGUGGGAACAAUGCGAACAGCACCGCGUUCCAGAGCGAAAAACGUAGUAACAACAAUUUUUUGAACAACUACUCUUUUGAGAAGGUUUACGUAUUUGAUCCCUGUGUUGAGGACCUCCUAAUUUAUGCAGAAAAAAAAACGAAUCUAUUUCCAUCUUUUCAAAGUUUGCAGAAACAAACUCUAACGAAUAUAACAACGACUGCAUUUCAAUUUGAGACGAAAAAAAGUUUGUUAACAGCGAAUGUAUGUGAAAGGUUGAAUGAGUUGAAAAAGUGGGUAAACAACAAUUCCAUAAAUUUCAAUGAAAAAAAAAAAAAUAUUCAUCAAAUGCAAAUUGUUAAGGCUUCAUCACUGGCAGCAUCGUCAAUGGCAAUAUCGACGCGGGUCAAUAAGAAGUCCAUCUUUGAUGUAAGUUAUGCUCCAAAUUUUAAAGUAUCUCUAAGUGAUAUGAUCCUAAUUGCACAUCAGAGUGGAUAUGAACAAGCAUUCCAAACCUAUUUUCUAGAUGAACCAUCCCAAAGCAAGAAUGAACAAAAUAACGAUACAAAAACAGAAAAGGGAAAAAACAAACUAAAACUUGAUCAAAAUAUUUUAAAAACAAAAAUUCUACACAACAGAGAUGUAUCUACUCUUACCAUGUGUGAACUUAUUAACGAGGAAAAGAAAUAUAUGGAGCGAAUAAUAAAUAAAGAAAAAAAGAUUUAUUUUUCUGGCAAAUAUGUUAAAACAAAGGGUUAUUACAAAAACAUCGAGGAACGCUGUAAUGCAGUCUUGCAGCCCCUAAAUUUUUGCGUUUUACAGAGUGGCUAG